UAUAUAAGCCUGGUUUCGAACCACGUUUUCCUAUCAAGCUGAAAGCCAAAUUCUCUUCAAAAAAUCUCUCACAAACAAUUUGUCAAACGCAUGGAGUACAACAUCCCUCCUACCAGCAACCAUAACUCAUCAACAGCGUCAUCUUCGAAGGCGAAAAAAAAGAGCGGGAAGAAAAGCAAGGGAGGAGUGAAGCUUUCCACUGAUCCACAGAGCGUGGCGGCUCGAGAACGAAGGCAUCGAAUCAGCGAUCGGUUCAAGAUCUUGCAGAGCAUGGUCCCUGGUGGGAGUAAGAUGGACACAGUGUCCAUGUUGGAGGAAGCGAUCCAUUACGUGAAGUUUCUGAAAACUCAGAUAUGGCUCCACCAAACCAUGAUCAGCUCUGUUGACGAUGACCUUCCACUUCCCAACCAUGAACAGUUCACUUCGCUUCAACAAAACCCAUCAUCUUCUUCUUCCGUGGGUUCUGUGCAGAAUUUGACACAGAUACCACUGGAACAGUAUUGCUGCUUCCAAAAUGAAGCGGCAACAACAAUAUUGGACGCCGAUAUGAACUAUUGGCCAGCGUAGUCUUCUCUUCUCUACUCGUCCUAUAAGCUUAGUACGUCUACUUAGUAUCUGGCGUAAGGCUAGCUGUGAUGUGAUUACAAAAUCUGCGUGUAAAAAAUUGUUCAAAUGCUGUCUUAGUUGGUGUGUGUGAUCUAUGAUGCUGUUUUGUAGUGAA
Molecule: messenger RNA, 721 nt
Organism: Prosopis cineraria
Lineage: Eukaryota; Viridiplantae; Streptophyta; Magnoliopsida; Fabales; Fabaceae
Product: transcription factor LAX PANICLE 1-like
Exons: 1
Coding region: 91-567 (158 amino acids)
Biological process (GO): regulation of DNA-templated transcription
Molecular function (GO): protein dimerization activity; DNA-binding transcription factor activity
Source: RefSeq, a predicted model, not a curated record